Molecule: messenger RNA, 1380 nt
Organism: Torulaspora delbrueckii
Lineage: Eukaryota; Fungi; Ascomycota; Saccharomycetes; Saccharomycetales; Saccharomycetaceae
Gene: MSY1
Product: tyrosine--tRNA ligase MSY1
Exons: 1
Coding region: 1-1380 (459 amino acids)
Biological process (GO): tyrosyl-tRNA aminoacylation
Cellular component (GO): cytosol; mitochondrion
Molecular function (GO): RNA binding; tyrosine-tRNA ligase activity; ATP binding
Source: RefSeq, a predicted model, not a curated record
AUGCCUUCUUUCGUGGGCUGUAUGGCCAGGAGGCUGUUUAGUUGUGGUAGAGUUAGUCGGAAGAAUGUCUUGGAAGAAUUGAGGCAGAGAGGGCUGGUUUCUCAGGUGUCACAACCGGAGAGUUUGUUGUAUGAGAAGUUGGCAACGGGCCAGAAGUUGAGACUAUAUUGUGGUGCAGAUCCAACUGCUAAGUCUCUGCAUUUGGGAAAUAUGGUUCCAUUAAUGAUUUUACUAAACUUUUACGUCAGAGGCCAUGAUGUAGUAGCACUAGUGGGAGGAGCUACUGGGAGAGUUGGUGAUCCAAGUGGGAGGAAAACUGAACGUGAUUCGAUGGAGGAAGAUGCGAGGUUGAACAACAUUAAACAUAUACAGUUACAGUUUGAAAGAUUUUUUCGCAAUGGGUUGGAGUAUUACCAGGCAAAACAAGAGUCCAGUACACAACCCGGUCAGUUCAUUCCACAAGACAACUACGAGUGGUGGAAAGAUGUGAAAAUGUUGGAUUUUCUGUCAAAGUACGGCAGACAUAUCAGAAUUCAAUCAAUGCUCUCUCGAGAUUCGGUUUCUGCGAGACUGGGCUCCUCCGAGGGACUUGGCUUCAAUGAAUUCACCUACCAAAUUUUGCAGGCCUAUGAUUUCUAUCACCUUUACAAAGAAAAGAACGUGACUGUUCAAAUUGGCGGUAAUGAUCAGUGGGGGAAUAUCACAGCAGGUAUUGACCUUAUCGGGCGACUUGAUCCUCUCGCCAGCAAAACGCCAGCAUUCGGUUUAACCGCACCAUUACUCACCACAUCAACCGGUGAGAAAUUCGGAAAGAGUGCAGGGAAUGCAGUCUUCAUCGAUCCAGAGAUAAACUCCUAUUUCGACAUCUACCAGUUUUUCUACAACACUGCAGAUGCAGACGUUCGCGGUUUCUUGAAGAUCUUUACUCUACUGCCAGUCGAAACGAUAGAAGAAGCUGUCAAGAGACAUCUACAGCAGCCGCAUCUUCGUGAGGCUCAAAAGCUUUUAGCCAAAGAGGUAACUGAUCUCUUGCAUGGGCCAGGAACCGGUCGUGAUGCUCAAACGCUCUCGGAUAUAAUAUUUGGCGUUUCUGAAGGUAAUGAAUUCCUGUCAUCCAUAGAGCUGAUUAAAAUCUUUGAAAGGGCUAGAAUGUUGCAACAUGCUAGUAAGUCCGAGAGUCUUGUCAGUCUUAUCUCUCGUCUAAACAAAUCCUCUAAAUCUGCAGCCGCAAGAAUGUUAAAGCAGGGCAGUAUUUAUUUGGGCCCCGCAAGAACCAAAGCUACCGAAGAUACGUCGGAUUGGGCACCUCAUCUAAUUGAUGACAACGUACUGAUACUCAGAAUUGGCAAGCAAAAGUGUUACCUAAUUCAAAUGGACUAA